Colletotrichum graminicola M1.001 is the source of this 744-nucleotide messenger RNA. RefSeq names its product ribonucleotide reductase inhibitor. NCBI's taxonomy places the organism in Eukaryota, Fungi, Ascomycota, Sordariomycetes, Glomerellales, Glomerellaceae. Gene Ontology annotation, cellular component: cytoplasm; nucleus. The record is from RefSeq and is a predicted model, not a curated record. Gene Ontology annotation, molecular function: ribonucleoside-diphosphate reductase inhibitor activity. The transcript has a single exon. Bases 1 to 744 code for a protein of 247 amino acids.
AUGUCGGCCCCGCGGACAAAGCGCCCCUUCGCCGGAGCAUCCAGCGAUCCAGCCCAACGCCAAAUCACUUCCUUCUUCGCCCCCCGGUCCGGCCCAGCGCCCCCAUCUGAGACAUCAUCCACCUUGACCACCAACAAGCUCCCCCCCGACGUGCAGUCCAACCUCCUCUCUGUCGGUAUGCGCGUCCGCAAGUCCGUGCCCGAGGGCUACAAGACCGGCACCUACAAAAGCGUUAAGCUUUCGGCCGACACCGCGGAACCCCGCACCCCCGUCGUCCGGACAACCAACCCUGCCAGCAACAGGAACACCGCCGCCGCCUCUCAGCGCGAGCUGCUGCCGUUCUGCGGCAUCAAUAAGGUCGGCGGCCUGGCGAGCCAGCCCACCUACGCAAGCGAGAGCGAGCACGAAGCGGAGGGUGUGCCUGGCUUGGACGACUUGCCCGGCCUUAGCAGCUCCCAGGAGAGCGUCGAGAGCACCGCCAGUGACGGACGGAGCAAGAAGCGCUUCUUUAUCGACGAAGAGACCGACGAGCCGGUUCAGGUGUGGGCGAAUCACACGGCAUGGCUGGACAGCGAAGUCAGCCCGCGGAGCCUGGCACCGUCCGGGUUCGCGAAUGCCCGCCCGUUCGCGGUGCCGAGGAAGAGCCACCGCAAGUCCAUGGCAGGGCAGGAGAACUUAGUCGUUGACGACUUUGAUGACGCGGAUUUCCUCGUCUCCCCGGACACCGAUAUGAGCGAUGCGUAG